UCCAGCAUCUGUAUGGCUUGCAAAUGCAACAUAUGAGGAGGAAGAUGGUUAUACUUGAUGAAUAGGGUGAAUAGGAUGAGCAACGCACCACUGCACAUGUCUCUAUCCCCUUCACCGCGAACCCAACCACGCACACACAGUACCGAUUGAUCAUGGCUCAACUGCAGAUGGCUGACGUGAAUGGGACGGCGGGCCAGCAACUGGCAUCGAAUGGGGAACGAGUGGAUCCGGGCGGCUUCAAGCUCAAAUUCUGCACGGUUUGUGCGAGCAACCAAAAUAGAUCUAUGGAGUCGCAUCUAAGACUGGCAUCCGCUCACUACCCUGUCAUCUCUUUUGGCACCGGAUCGCUUGUUCGCCUUCCCGGACCCACGAUUACCCAGCCGAACGUCUAUCAAUUUAAUAAAACCUCGUACGACAGCAUGUAUAAGGAGCUCGAGGCGAAAGAUCCUCGACUGUACCGCGCCAACGGCCUGUUGAACAUGCUUGAGCGCAACCGGGGAGUCAAGUGGGGGCCUGAAAGAUGGCAGGACUGGCAAAUUGGUGUUCCGAGACUGGAUCACAGCACGGACAAAGGCAGCGCGGGGGUCGAAGGCGGAGUUGUCGAUGUGGUCAUCACAUGCGAAGAGAGAUGCUGGGAUGCCGUGGUAGACGAUCUUCAUAGUCGAGGCUCCCUCUUGAAUCGGCCUGUUCAUAUCAUCAAUGUGGACAUCAAGGACAACCACGAGGAGGCUUUGGUUGGUGGGAGAGGCAUUCUGGAUCUGGCGGACUCGUUGAACAAGGCAGCCGCAGAGGAGAGGGAGCUUGAUCCGUCUGGAUUCGACAGUGGGAACGCUGCGAGUCGCGCUAGUUUUGACGAGAGGGUCCCCGAGAUCAUUGGAGAAUGGCAGGAGAGAUGGCCGAAUUUGCCGGCAACCUGGACUUUGGGCUGGUUCUAGGAGUCAAGCAUUAGCUCUGGUUGUGGAUAGCGGUUCUUUGCAUUCGUGUCUUUGAAUCUGAUACUCUACUUAGCAUGAUGCGUAUAGACAGCGAUGCCCUAGAAACUCCGUUGACGGCCAGUGCUUUCGAAAGGCCUAAGGAACGUCUAGAUCGCCGUGGCUGGGGGGAACCCA
Messenger RNA from Amorphotheca resinae ATCC 22711, 1109 nucleotides. RefSeq lists its product as hypothetical. Gene Ontology annotation, molecular function: RNA polymerase II CTD heptapeptide repeat phosphatase activity. The coding region runs from base 153 to 935 and encodes 260 amino acids. The transcript is spliced from 3 exons. Gene Ontology annotation, biological process: termination of RNA polymerase II transcription. Gene Ontology annotation, cellular component: mRNA cleavage and polyadenylation specificity factor complex; nucleus. Lineage: Eukaryota; Fungi; Ascomycota; Leotiomycetes; Helotiales; Amorphothecaceae. The record is from RefSeq and is a predicted model, not a curated record.